Molecule: messenger RNA, 1887 nt
Organism: Cylindrotheca closterium
Lineage: Eukaryota; Bacillariophyta; Bacillariophyceae; Bacillariales; Bacillariaceae
Source: the annotation of a GenBank genome assembly
AUGGUUCGAGUCUCAUCACUUUUCGUUUCGACGAUCAUCUGGUGUUUGAUGUUGGCACCUUCCAUUACUACAAGCGCAUCGUCUUCGGGCAUCUUCAGCUGUUCCAACGACGACGUUUCGGCGCAACAACAAGUCAAUGCCAAUGGAUGUGCUUGCUUCAGCGAACAGAUUGAACUACGAGAAGCCGUCGAUCAGUUCAUCAGCGAAGGUUGUUCUGACACCAACAACUGCAACAACUGGGUCGUGCAAAAGUAUGGUUGGCCUAUGGGAUCCUGGUGUGUUUCUUCCGUCACCAACAUGAUGGAAUUAUUUGCGGAGAUGAGUUAUAUGUUUACUGGAUCAUUUGACUUCAAUGAUGAGAUUUCAUCAUGGGAUGUUUCAUCCGUUACAAAUAUGGAAUCCAUGUUCUACAAGGCCACAUCUUUCAAUCAAGACUUGUCAUCGUGGGACGUCUCUUCCGUUACAAACAUGCGACAGAUGUUCGACGAGGCAACAUCGUUCAAUGGCGACAUUUCAUCAUGGGAUGUUUCUUCUGUCCUAGACAUGCAAUACAUGUUCAACCAGGCAUCAUCGUUCAGCGGAGACUUGUCAUCAUGGGAUGUUUCAUCCGUUACAGAUAUGGCAGCCAUGUUCUACGAGGCACCAUUGUUCAACGGAGACUUGUCAUUGUGGGAUGUUUCUUCUGUAUCUAACAUGGGGUCCAUGUUCUUCUAUGCGUCAUCCUUCAAUCAAGACUUGUCAUCAUGGGAUGUCUCUUCUGUCAUUACCACAGGGAACAUGUUCAGCGGGGCAUCAUCCUUCAAUCAAGACUUGUCAUCCUGGAAUGUUUCAUCGGUUACAAAUAUGGAAUCCAUGUUCCACAAGGCCAAAUCUUUCAAUCAAGACUUGUCAUCAUGGGACGUCUCCUCCAUCGUCAGCACAUUUUCAAUGUUCGAUGGCGCAUCAUCCUUCGAUCAAGAUUUGUCAUCAUGGAAUGUUUCUUCCGUUACAAAUAUGGAAUCCAUGUUCUACCAGGCCACAUCUUUUAACCAAGACUUGUCAUCGUGGGACGUCUCUUCCGUUACAAACAUGCGACGGACGUUCAACGAGGCAACAUCGUUCAAUGGCGACAUUUCAUCAUGGAAUGUUUCUUCCGUCACAGACAUGCUAUCCAUGUUCAUCGAUGCAUCAUCGUUCAAUGGAGAUUUGUCAUUAUGGGACGUUUCUUCUGUAACUGACAUGGCCUUCAUGUUCUACGGUGCCACAUCUUUCAAUCAAGACUUGUCUUCAUGGGAUGUGUCAUCUGUUACAGAUAUGACAUUAAUGUUCUACCGGGCCAUGUCCUUUGACCAAGACUUGUCGUCCUGGAAUGUUACGAAAGUCACGAGGGCGGAGAGAAUAUUUGACAGAACUGUUGCUCUCGAUGAAUCUAUCGUUUGCCAGUGGAGUGAUGCUUGGAAGAGACUUUUCAAGUGCAGUGCAAGUCCAACCAAUGCUCCAUCAAAUACACCAAUUUCAACAAUAAGCGCAAGCUUUAGCCCAACCGAUGCCCCGCCAACAAUUCCAACAACAAGUGGAAGCACAAAUCCAACCAAUGCCCCGGCAUCAGAUAGUACAGCAAUUCCAACAAUAAAUGGAAGCACAAAUCCAACCAAUGUUCCGUUAUCGGAUACUACACCACUUCCAGCAAUAAGUGGAAGCACAAGCCCAACCAAUGUCCCGAUAUGGGAUCCUACACCACUUCCAACAAUAAGUGGAAGCACAAGUCCAACCAAUGCCUCUAUAUGGGAUACUACACCAAUUCCAACACCUUUGCGACCGGAAGAUUCAAGCGCAACGAAUUCGAAAUCUUUGUGUGUACCGGUCCAUUUGCUGUUGCUCCUCCUGCUGGGUUUUCAGGCAUACUAA